Messenger RNA from Vombatus ursinus (common wombat), 2196 nucleotides. RefSeq names its product membrane-spanning 4-domains subfamily A member 4A-like. The record is from RefSeq and is a predicted model, not a curated record. Lineage: Eukaryota; Metazoa; Chordata; Mammalia; Diprotodontia; Vombatidae. Gene Ontology annotation, cellular component: membrane. The transcript is spliced from 7 exons. The coding region runs from base 79 to 795 and encodes 238 amino acids.
CCAGAGAAAUUAAGUGGCUUUCCUUGACUGACAUGCAACACCAGUGACCUCAUCAGCUCCAAGACAACUCCAAAGGGAAUGUUGCCAUCCUUUCCCCAGCCAGGUCCCAUUUCCUUCCCACAGGGUCCAAUGGGGACACCUGUGCAACUUUAUGAAUCGAAAGCAUACCUGCAGAAAUUCUUGAAAGGGGAGCCCAAGGUACUGAGGACUGUCCAGAUCAUGAUCGCCCUGAUGAACUUCACCUUAGGAAUGGUUCUCAUUUUGGUUCCUAUGAAAACUUAUUACGUGAAUGAAUAUUUUCUGCUUCAUACUGGCUACAUAUUCUGGGGAACCGCAUUUUUCAUUAUCUCUGGCUCCCUCUCCAUUGCUGCAGAGAAAAGAACCACAAAUACUCUGGUCCAAAGCAGUCUGGCAAUGAACGCUGUAAGCUCGGUGGCAGCAGGACUGGGAAUCAUCUUUUUCUCAGUUAACUUGUCAAUGAUGGAUUCAUCCCAUUAUUUUUGUCACUAUGAAAGUCCCUCUGAUUCCUGUCUUUUGGGCAUGUUUAUAUUGACGGGAAUCAAUGUGAUACUGCUGAUCCUAGCUAUUCUGGAACUUGCCAUCUCCCUUGCAAUAUCAAGUUUUGGCUGCAAAGCCACCUGCUGCAGUCAGAGUUCGAUCACUCUUGUCAUGCCUCCUCCACCCUACGUACCAGAGAACCCAGGUGCUAAGACCUCCUUAGGAGAGGCAAUGCUUCGAAGCACAGUUUCUGACACCAGUGCAUUGCCUGGAAGCCAACCUGACAGUUUCAUAUAAAACAAAUGCUUUCCCAUCCCCAGGGAAGGUUCCUUCCAUUACUGGCUGUUUCUCAAUGAAACAUAGAGCAAAGCGACUCUAUUUUCUGGAGUUCCUUGUUAAUAGUUGCCUUCAGCCUUGGCCAUGGACUAAUCACAUCUGCUUUCUCAUUUUUCACAACAACCUGAUUAUCCCAGUAUUUGCUCACAAUAACAUCAGCAAAAAGGUCAGUAGAUCAUAUUUUUCUUUGGCUGUACCAAGCCUAGCCUGUUGAAGCCUAUGAAUACUGGGAAAUAGGGUCCCUAGAAGAUAAGACAAGAGAAGAAGAAGAAAUGGAGAUGGUAGCACAAAACUGUAUCCUCUCCCAUCCUCCGUGAAUGAAGAUUCUCGACCUUUGGAAUUUUCUGCUGCUUUUACCUGAUGACAUACCGUGAUUCUGCCUCCAGUAGUCUGGGCUCCAUCACCUUUGCUCUUUGACCUCUCUGUUUGCUCCUCCAGCACCCUGGUCAUUGAAGAAAAUACCUCCUUUCUACCCUGCUUCCCUGUCAGCGAGCCAUUUUUCGAGGAACUUACUCUGAUCUCAAAGAUUCUGCAUCCUUUUCUGAUCCCGGUGGCCCACAAAAUCAGAAACUGCUUCAUAAUUGCUCCUUCCUCUACCACCAAACUCUUAUUUUAAAGCUUCCUGGUUCAGUGUAUUGUUAAAAAAAAAAAAGACUUUUGGAUUGGGAGUCAGAAGAGCUAGGAAUGCAAAUCCUGUCUUUGAGGCUUCCUAUCUAUGCCACAAAAGCCUUACCUUUUCUGAACCUCAGUUUCCUUUCACGUAAAUUCGGGAUAGCCAGGCCCAGCCUACUUAUCUCACAGGAUGGUUGUGAGCAUUACAUGGCACAGCAUAUGUUAACUGCUUUGUAAACCUGGGAUGCCAGUAAGCGUUAGAAAGCAGAGCUGCAUACAGUGUGCUAGUUGGAGUAAGGGAGACCUGAACAUACAUCUGGCCUCCGACUCUUACCAGCUGUGUGACUCAGGUGAAAUCACUUAACCUUUCUCAUCUGUAAAAUGAAGACCCUAAAAGCACCUGCCUCAUGGAGUGUUUUUGAGGAUCAGAUGAAAUAAUGUUUGUAAAGUGUUUUGCCACCCUUGAUGAGCACACAAACGCUAACUAGCUAGCCAUCAUGUCAGGGCUUCUUAUUUCUUAUGAUUUUUAUUUCUCUAAUGUUCCCUCUUAUCAUAGUAUUGACUUAGAUGAUCUGGCCACUGGCUCAGGCAAAAUUUUGGAAACAGAGGAAAUUAAGUUCAAAUGCACGAUGGUUUCCCUCACUCCAGAUGGGAUCUGAACUUGCAAUUCAAAUAUUAGUUUAAGUACGAUUUUAUAUCUAUUACAACAAUCACAAUAACUACAACACCAAUAAGCAAUAAUACCUCUCA